Messenger RNA from Fonsecaea monophora, 1284 nucleotides. RefSeq lists its product as hypothetical. The record is from RefSeq and is a predicted model, not a curated record. The coding region runs from base 1 to 1284 and encodes 427 amino acids. NCBI's taxonomy places the organism in Eukaryota, Fungi, Ascomycota, Eurotiomycetes, Chaetothyriales, Herpotrichiellaceae. The transcript has a single exon.
AUGGCCACGUUUCCUUCCAUCGAGAAAUUGUCCACGGCCAAGUCCGAUGCCGAGUUGACCCACGAAGCCAGAGGUCUGAAUGCAGUCAUCCGCUUCCAGAGCAGCCAUGAAGCCGUCGACUUCGUCUUCGCCGGGUCUGGCGUGAGCGAGGUCCGACAGUCCCAGGGAGAAGCAGCCGUGACGCUCGCGGCAAGCGAUGACUUCUGGUCCACGGCAUUUCAGCUUCAGGAGAGCGGGAGACCGUGGCCCGGCUAUGAGAGUCUCACCAUGGGCCAGACCACGGGCCUGACGACGACCGGCGACUUCAUCGGGGUCAUUGCGCCUUACUCUUUGGCACUCCAGAGGUUGUUCUUCGUCUUUGUACAGGCUGUCCGGCCCCUGAACCGUCGGCCAUUUGUCGAAACAUUUCGCGACAGCGACAAUGCCGUCGGUCGGUACGUGUGGGUCAAGGCCAACGGCCAGGAGGCGCGCAUGUACUACGAGGAGGCUGGGACCGGGACGACUCCGCUCCUUUGUCAAGCGACCGCCGGUGCCGACAGUCGCCAGUAUCGCUACCUCCUCGCGGAUCCCGAAGUCCAGAAACGCUUCCGCAUCAUCGCCUACGACUUGCCGUACCACGGCAGAUCGUUGCCCCCUUCCGGUGACCGCUGGUGGGAGAAGAUUUACAGCCCAGACCUGGAGUACCUGAUGAACUGGGUGGUGGCGUUCUCAGACGCCCUGGAACUAGAGCAGCCAUUCUUCAUGGGCUGUUCCGUCGGCGGUCAGUUGGCGCUCGACCUCGCCGCGGAGCACAACGACCGCUUCGGCGCCUUCAUCUCACUCAACGGAUGGUACGACGUGCCCCCGGCCCUGGCCAGCUUCUCCAACGACCUCUUCCGCACGCCGUCCAUCUCGCCCCACCUCUUCUCGGCCAACAUGAUCGGCGCGUCGGGCCCGAUAGCCCCGGAGGCCAACGUCCACGAAGUGCAAUGGAUAUAUGCCAGCAACUACUCGGGCGUCUAUGCCGGCGACAACGACUAUUUUGCGCGCGGGCACGAUCUCAAGCGCAACGGACACAAGAUUCGCCAGGGCACGAAGCCGGUGUUCCUACUGUGUGGCGAGUACGACCACGCCGCUCACGACCAGGAGCACGGCGCGCCCGCGGUGGCGCGCCACAUUCCAAACGUCGAGUUCAUCGUGUUGGACGGUCUCAGCCAUUUCGCCAUGUCCGAUGAUCCCAUGGCGUUUCGCGAAGCACUGAUACCCGUUCUGGACCGCAUCGUGGAGCAGAAGGACAAGUUGUGA